This is a messenger RNA of Caenorhabditis angaria, 741 nucleotides long. NCBI's taxonomy places the organism in Eukaryota, Metazoa, Nematoda, Chromadorea, Rhabditida, Rhabditidae. The record is from the annotation of a GenBank genome assembly.
AUGCAAUUCGUUUACUAUACCAUUCUAAUAUUAUUUUUUGCGAUCGAGGUUCAAGCAAAUGUUUAUUGCUUGAAUUCUUUUAAUCGCGAGCCUGCUACUGUUAUGCAGUGCUCUUCAAAUUAUUGUAAAAAGUAUACUGGUGCUACUGGGAUUGUGAGUUUUUUAGGAGUAAUUUGAAAAUUCCAGAGUUUUUUGAUUGUAUAAAAAUUUCAUUUUUUUCAGUAAAAUUCUAUGUUUUUUGAAAGUUAGGUUAAUUUUCUGUGAAGAAAAAACAAACUUUAACUUGAAGAAAGUUUAAAAUUUCUGAAUUCCCAAAAAAGGAUUUUUGAAAAUCUGGAGUCUGAGAUAAAAAUCGAUUUAUUUCAAUUUCAAUUAAAAAAAAAGUCAUUGACAAAUUCACACAUUUUACACGGUGUCUCACUGUUUUUUUUUCGAAAUUUCAAUUUUUCUAUUUGAGAAGCUCCCACAGAAAAAUCCGAGGAUUUUACCAUGCUCUUUCAAAUAAGUUCUCAUUUUUUGCAGACGCAACUAUCUUGCGAUGAUACGGGUGAUUGUCAACGCUCAUUUGAGCGACCAUUUUAUACACAACCGAUGAAACUCUACGCUUGCUUGUCGGACCAAACAACACGGGAAACAUGUUGCUGUAAUUAUGAUUUUUGCAACGCUUCUACACAUAUUAUUUCAUCACAUAAUUUAUUCACUUCUAGCAUUCUCAUUUCGAUUCUUUUCAUCAUAAUCUAA